Molecule: messenger RNA, 321 nt
Organism: Cryptococcus wingfieldii CBS 7118
Lineage: Eukaryota; Fungi; Basidiomycota; Tremellomycetes; Tremellales; Cryptococcaceae
Exons: 2
Coding region: 1-321 (106 amino acids)
Source: RefSeq, a predicted model, not a curated record
AUGCUCCAUUGCCUCCGCCGCACCCUCCCCCUCCUCUCCUCCGCCCGCACGACAAUCCGAACCAUGUCGUCCACAGCCCCCUCCUCACCCAUCAACCUCGUCUCCGUCAACACCCACCCCGACCGGGCUCAGAGAGUCAUCGGCUCUGUCAUACAGAGCGUCAAGGACAAGUAUACCAUCGUGCAUGCUGGCAACAGUACAACUAUCGAGGGUGUCAAGCCUCUGCUCGAAUCUACCGAGUGUCACGUGGCUGUCGCCACUCGACCCAGAAAUAUCUCGAAGCGUCUAGAAUCAUCUUUGCCACUCUGUUGGCCACUGUAG